UACUGAUCUCGUGCUCUGAACCGGCAAUGGAUUUGUAACUUGUGAAGAAGAGUACUCAACAAUACAUUAUACAUGGCUUUGGAGAAGAUUUUCUGGAUUGUUCUAGUUUCUACUCUAUUCUUGCUGCUCCAUGACACUCGUAUGAUAGCUGGGAACGUUGCUGACAAUGGCGAUUCCACUCCCAGGAAGCCUGGUUGCAGCAACAAUUUUGUUCUGGUAAAAGUGAAAACUUGGGUGGAUGGCAGAGAGGAUGCUGGGUUUGUUGGCAUGAAUGCCAGAUUCGGAAGAACUAUUGAAUCAGAACAAAAAAAUGCUCUCAAAUCUCGCCUUGUUCUUUCACACCCUGGAGAGUGUUGCAGUACAGACAAUAAGCUUGCUGGAGAAGUGAUCUUGGCACAUCGAGGCCACUGCAGAUUCACAACAAAGGCAACUAAUGCACAAGCUGCUAAUGCUUCGGCUAUCCUCAUCAUAAAUUUUAAGGAAGAACUUUUCAAGAUGGUCUGUGAAGCUGAUGAAACCCUUUUAGACAUACACAUUCCUGUUGUCAUACUCCCAAAAAGUGCAGGAAAAAGGUUGAAGAAAAUGCUGACGACCUCUUCACCUGUGUUUGUGCAACUAUACUCACCACGUCAACCUGCAGUUGACGUAGCAGAAGUAAUUCUAUGGUUGAUGUCAAUAGGGACCAUAGUGUGUGCAUCAUAUUGGUCAGCAUGGAACACCAGAGAAGCAGAUAUUGAACAAGACAAGCUAUUAAAGGAUGUUGUCGAGGAAAUGCCAAGUGCUACAGAUGGAGGUGCUAGUAAUGUUAUAAACAUAAAUAUGAAAGCUGCAGUCCUUUUUGUUAUAGCCGCUUCAACUUUGCUGUUCAUAACGUACAAACUUAUGUCAUUGUCAUCGUGGUUCAUUAAGCUUCUGGUUGCUCUCUUCUGUAUUGGUGGAACCGAGGGAUUGCAAAUUUGCUUGGUUGCUUUAUUUUCAAGGUGGUUCGAGCGAGCUGGCGAGUCAUACAUUAAAGUUCCUUUCUUUGGAGCUAUCUCGUACCUGACUUUUGCUAUUUUCCCAUUCUGCAUAGCAUUCUCUAUCCUUUGGGCAAUUUAUCGCAAAGCCUCCAUUGCUUGGAUCGGUCAAGACAUACUUGGAAUUGCGCUCAUGAUAACAGUUCUACAGUUUGUGCAAAUACCUAAUCUCAAGGUGGGCACUGUUCUUCUCAGUUGUGCAUUUAUCUACGACCUGUUUUGGGUGUUUGUCUCAAAGAAGCUGUUCAAUCAAAGUGUGAUGCUUGAGGUAGCCCAAGGUGGUAAAAGUGGAGAAGAUGGUAUCCCAAUGCUGCUGAAGUUUCCACGCAUUAUUGACCCUUGGCAUGGUUACAACAUCAUAGGAUUUGGAGAUAUUCUUAUACCAGGUCUGCUGGUUGCAUUCUCACUCAGGUACGAUUGGCUGGCAAAUAAGAAUCUACGACAUGGAUACUUCUUGUGGGCAAUAUUUGCAUAUGGCUUUGGUCUCAUGAUUACAUACUUAGCACUGAACUUGAUGAAUGGGCAAGGCCAACCAGCACUGCUCUACAUUGUUCCAUUCACCCUCGGGACCAUUCUGGCACUGGGGCAUAAACGUGGGGAUCUGAGAAAUUUGUGGACCAAAGGAGAACCAGAGAGACCCUGCCCUCAUGUCAGGCUCCAGCACAGUGAAGAAUUAAACCCUAAAUGAUAAUGUAAACCUGACAUCUAAUUAUUACAUUCAGUGUAUAGUUCCCCUGUCAACGGCUCAGCAUCUCAAUGCUCUAUCCAUGAGAUCAUUCCCCUUUGAAUGAAAUUGAUCCUCUUCCAUGC
This is a messenger RNA of Neltuma alba, 1826 nucleotides long. RefSeq names its product signal peptide peptidase-like 2. Bases 73 to 1704 code for a protein of 543 amino acids. The record is from RefSeq and is a predicted model, not a curated record. Gene Ontology annotation, cellular component: lysosomal membrane; lumenal side of endoplasmic reticulum membrane; cytoplasmic side of endoplasmic reticulum membrane. Gene Ontology annotation, biological process: membrane protein proteolysis. NCBI's taxonomy places the organism in Eukaryota, Viridiplantae, Streptophyta, Magnoliopsida, Fabales, Fabaceae. Gene Ontology annotation, molecular function: aspartic endopeptidase activity, intramembrane cleaving. The transcript has 14 exons.